Molecule: messenger RNA, 666 nt
Organism: Phytophthora nicotianae INRA-310
Lineage: Eukaryota; Oomycota; Peronosporomycetes; Peronosporales; Peronosporaceae
Exons: 1
Coding region: 1-666 (221 amino acids)
Source: RefSeq, a predicted model, not a curated record
AUGCGAUCCUUCAAUGGUGGAGGUGUGUGCGGCCUCAACAGCCAGGCCGGUUAUCUCUUUGAGCGCAAGCAGAACGCGUUGCGUCAACGCAGCUUUGGACGAGCCCGGGGUAUCAUGGGCACUCCGUUGAAGCGGUCUCGCGACCAAGACAGUGAUAGCGACGAAGAAGCACAAAGGCAUCCGUGGGGCCGACAUGAACGCAGUGCGGUAAUGGACGGUAUUAAACGGAUGCGGGUCUCGUCACCAACUGACUCACCCAAGAACGACGUGGACUCAGACAUGACGGACGAGGAAGCUGUUACCCCAAGAACCACCUGGCGGGCCAACAAGGCUAUCGUUCCAGCAGCUCCCGAAGCAGGCAAGAAAAGACCGCUAGUGCUCGCCACACCAGCAGCACAGGCAGAAUUCCCAUGGAAGACAAUGCGGCACGAUGACUACAUGGCUGCUGAGCGGCCUAUUGAGAUCCCUAGCGACGCUUCUUGUCGCGCAAUGGUUGUCUUUAACCCGUACCAGUCGAUGCCAUUGUCAACAAAUCCACGGGUCGAACUCGUCGAGGACGACAAACACACAGAAACCGACACGUCGGAGAGCGAGGACGAGCACUUUGUGCGGUUCGAAGAGCUUCCAGAAGAUAACGACGAGCCUGUGGACAUGGAUGUUGACUGA